UCCAGCACCAGUUCACUUCCCUCUCUCUCUCAGUUCCCCCCAGCUAGCCAGGAAAAGACGCUGACCCGGACUUUGGCUCUUUUCUCUGGUCCCUGUUUGAAUGUGUCGGACCCUCCACUCCCACCCACCGCUCUGCAACACAAACAAUAACCAGUCCUAAUUUACUGGAUCUGCUCUUUGUUACCAGAGCCUUUACCCUCCUCUGCUUCUAUUCCCGGAGAGAGAAGGAGAGUUAUUUCUUCCUUUUACCGGAUUGAUUUCUGAAUGAAUCUGGAUUGUUUUCCUUCUUGUUGUUGGGCUGCCGCUGCAGGACCAGAGCUGAUGUUUCCACCAAUGUAAUUAGCCCAGGCUACUGUCAACGAAACCGGUUUAAACGUCGGAACAAAAGGGACGUUGAAGAUCUUUUCCCCGACCAGGUCUGUCAACCAUUAUUCACCACUGCAGUUGUCAAGUUGGAGCCCUGCUGGGAAAUGGACAAACCCCUCUAAAGUGAAGACGCUGCUUUGCCUCACCAACACAACCCCAGGACGUGAUUUGGACGAGGAUCCCCCGAGUGGAGCAACAAGAUCAUGUUUACUACCCUGUUUCUAUGGUAACCCAAGAGGAGCAUGCACGUCCGGGUCAGGAGUUAACCUCAGCGCUCAUCUCCUCCGCCUGACUCCUGUGAGAACUACACUACCCACGAGUCCUGUGAACUGAGGACCCAGUCUGACAUUUAGAUCAGUUUUAAGAAAGACACUCAGAGGAACAAAAACUACGACGACACCACCACAACACUGCUGUGAAGACGACCAACAUGGCCAACAACACGGCAGACCACCCUCCGGGGAAUUCGGUGGCAGAGGGCAACCAUGACGGAGACUUUGGGGUGACCGUGAUGGAACUGAGGGAGCUGAUGGAGCUGCGGAGCGCCGAGGCCGUCAACAAGAUACAGGACGCGCACGGAGACGUGCAGGGCAUCUGCCGCCGCCUGAAAACAUCACCUAUAGAAGGUCUGUCUGGUAACCCCGUUGAUUUGGAGAAACGUCACGCGGCGUUCGGCAAGAACUUUAUCCCACCCAAGAAGGCCAAGACGUUCCUGCAGCUGGUUUGGGAGGCUCUGCAGGAUGUCACACUUAUUAUUCUGGAAAUCGCUGCAAUCAUCUCGCUGGGCCUGUCCUUCUACCAUCCACCAGGGGGCGACAGUGAAGCAUGUGGCCAGGUUGCAGGUGGCGUGGAGGACGAGGGCGAGGCCCAGGCUGGCUGGAUCGAGGGCGCCGCCAUCUUGUUCUCGGUCAUCAUCGUGGUCCUGGUGACGGCCUUCAACGAUUGGUCCAAAGAGAAGCAGUUCCGCGGGCUGCAGAGUCGCAUCGAACAUGAACAAAAGUUCACCGUCAUCCGCAAAGGCCAGGUCAUCCAGAUCCCUGUGGCCGAGUUGGUGGUGGGAGACAUCGCUCAGAUCAAAUAUGGAGACCUGCUGCCUGCUGACGGGAUCCUGAUCCAAGGCAACGACCUGAAGAUCGACGAGAGCUCUCUGACCGGAGAGUCUGAUCAGGUCCGAAAGUCUAUGGAGAAGGACCCCAUGCUGCUGUCCGGGACCCAUGUAAUGGAGGGAUCAGGCAGGAUGGUGGUGUCAGCCGUCGGCCUCAACUCUCAAACCGGCAUCAUCUUUACUCUGCUGGGCGCCGGCGAGCACGAAGAAGUGAAGAAGGUCAAGAAAAGUAAAAAACAAGGACCCCCCGAAAAUCGCAACAAAGCCAAAACCCAGGACGGCAUUGCCCUGGAGAUCCAGCCGCUGAAGAGCGAGGAGGCCACCGAGUCGGAGGAAAAGGAGGAGGCCAAACCGGUGAAGAAGGUUAACGUGACCAAGAAGGAGAAGUCGGUGCUGCAGGGCAAACUUACCAAACUGGCUGUACAGAUCGGGAAGGCUGGUCUGAUCAUGUCGGCUCUGACUGUCGUCAUCCUCAUCCUCUACUUUGUGAUCGACACCUUCGCGGUCCAGGGUCGGACCUGGUUGGCCGAGUGCACCCCCAUCUACAUCCAGUACUUUGUCAAGUUCUUCAUCAUCGGCGUGACGGUGCUGGUGGUGGCCGUUCCCGAGGGGCUGCCGCUCGCCGUCACCAUCUCUCUAGCCUACUCCGUCAAGAAAAUGAUGAAGGACAACAACCUGGUGCGUCAUCUGGACGCCUGUGAGACCAUGGGCAACGCCACGGCCAUCUGCUCGGACAAGACGGGCACGCUGACCAUGAACCGCAUGACGGUGGUGCAGGCGUACGUCGGCGACACGCACUACAGAACGGUCCCUGAACCCGACGCCAUCAAACCAGAGACUCUGGAAGUUAUGGUCAACAGCAUUUCUAUCAACUCGGCGUACACCACCAAGAUCCUGUCUCCGGAAAAAGAAGGUGGCCUUCCCCGCCACGUGGGCAACAAGACCGAGUGUGCUCUGCUGGGCCUGGUGCUGGAGCUGAAGAGGGACUACCAGCCAAUCAGAGAUGAGAUCCCCGAAGAGAAACUCUACAAGGUUUACACCUUCAACUCCUCCCGCAAGUCCAUGAGCACGGUGCUGAAGAACGCUGAUGGAGGUUUCCGCAUGUACAGCAAAGGAGCGUCAGAGAUAGUCCUGAGAAAAUGCUCCUAUAUCUUGGACGCCCAGGGUCAGCCUCGCAUCUUCAAGCCGAAGGACCGUGACGAGAUGGUGCGUAAGGUGAUUGAGCCGAUGGCGUGCGACGGGCUGAGGACCAUCUGCGUGGCUUACAGGGACUUUCCCGCCGAGGCCGGAGAGCCAAACUGGGACAACGAGAACGACAUCUUGAAUGACCUCACCUGCAUCGUGGUGGUCGGCAUCGAGGACCCCGUCAGACCUGAGGUACCUGAGGCUAUUACCAAGUGCCAGCGUGCAGGCAUCACUGUACGUAUGGUUACCGGAGACAACAUCAACACCGCCCGCGCCAUCGCAACAAAGUGUGGCAUCCUGCUGCCCGGUGAGGACUUCCUGUGUAUGGAGGGCAAAGAGUUCAACCAGCAGAUCAGAAACGACCAGGGAGAGGUGGAACAAGAGCGUCUGGACAAAGUUUGGCCCAAACUGCGCGUUCUGGCUCGUUCCUCGCCAACAGACAAACACACUCUGGUCAAAGGUAUCAUCGACAGCACGGUGGGCGAAACCCGACAGGUGGUGGCGGUGACAGGAGACGGUACCAACGACGGCCCCGCCCUCAAGAAAGCUGAUGUUGGCUUUGCCAUGGGAAUUGCCGGCACAGACGUGGCAAAGGAAGCGUCUGACAUCAUCCUGACUGACGACAACUUCACCAGCAUCGUCAAGGCCGUCAUGUGGGGAAGGAACGUCUACGACAGCAUCUCCAAGUUCCUGCAGUUCCAGCUGACCGUCAAUGUGGUGGCCGUGAUCGUGGCGUUCACCGGCGCCUGCAUCACACAGGACUCCCCUCUGAAGGCCGUCCAGAUGCUCUGGGUCAACCUCAUCAUGGACACUCUGGCGUCUCUUGCUCUGGCCACCGAGCCGCCCACCGAGUCUCUGCUGCUACGCAGGCCGUACGGCCGCAACAAGCCUCUCAUCUCCAGGACCAUGAUGAAGAACAUCCUGGGUCACGCCGUGUACCAGCUCGUCAUCAUCUUCACCCUGCUCUUCGCUGGUGAGUCGAUUUUCGACAUGGACAGCGGCCGCAACGCUCCCCUGCACGCGCCCCCGUCGGAGCACUACACCAUCGUCUUCAACGUGUUCGUCAUGAUGCAGCUCUUCAACGAAAUCAACGCCAGGAAGAUCCACGGAGAGAGGAAUGUGUUCGAGGGCAUCUACAGGAACCCCAUCUUCUGCAGCGUAGUACUGGGGACCUUCGUCCUGCAGAUCGUCAUCGUUCAGUUCGGAGGGAAGCCGUUCUCCUGCACGGCUCUGACCAUCGACCAGUGGCUGUGGUGCGUGUUCAUCGGUGUGGGAGAGCUGCUGUGGGGACAGCUGAUCUCGGCCAUCCCCACCCACCGCCUGAAGUUCCUGAAGGAGGCGGGCCACGGCACCACCAAGGAGGACAUCCACGAGGAGCAGAUGACGGAGGGCGCCGACGAGAUCGACCACGCCGAGAUGGAGAUGAGGAGAGGCCAGAUCCUCUGGUUCAGAGGGCUGAACCGCAUCCAGACGCAGAUGGAUGUGGUCUAUACCUUCCAGACGGGCCAGGCGCCGGUGCCCGGUGCCCUGCGCCGCCAGCCGUCGGUCGUCAGCCAGCACAAUGACAUUAAGGUGGUGAACGCGUUCCGUAGCUCCCUGUAUGCGGGGCUGGAGAGCCCAGAGUCCCGUAGCUCCAUCCACAGCUUCAUGGCCCAUCCUGAGUUCGUCCCCCAGUCCGAGGAGGAGGCUCGCAUCCCCACCAUCGAGGAGACCGGAGACGAGAUCGACCUCCUCCCCAGCGCCUCCUCUGGGGCCGGGGGAGGAGGAGAGCCGCCCAGCGCCUUCCCCCACAGCUGCGAGUCAUCCAUCUGAGCUCCUCCUCCCUCCUCCAUCCUCUUUAUCAGCAUCAUCGGUCAUCCCAUCAACUGAACUGUCGCGCUGAGGAGGGAAGUCACUCUGCAUCCCCUCAUUCUGCACACACACACACGCACGCUUCACAUCGUCUUCACCCCCUCUCAGUCAUUCCUGCCACCAUGUGUUUUUCAUACUGACUGUGGCGUCAUCCUGCCUGUAAGUUUGUCCCUCCACCACCACCACCACCACCACUACCACACAUGUCUCAGUAGAGGGUGGAGGCCUGCCCAUUCAUGUAUAUUUUUUACUUGACGAUCCUUUUGAAAAGCUUUUAAACUACGCUGGGUUCGAUCUUUUGCGGGACUCGCAGCAGCAUGUCGUGUUCUGUACUCGCUUCAUUCCCGCUCCCCAAAAAAAAAAAAAAAACGGCACAGAACUUUUCAGAGAGUGCAGUGAUUCUCAUGUACAUACGCUUUUCCGCUCCUCUACACAGCUAACAGCCGGGUUUGGUGAUCAGAAGAUUUUUAGGCAAAUGCAAAAAUGUAAUUUAGUUAGUUUGUUUUUUUUUAAAAAAACCUCUUAACGAUUGUUAAUCGAUAGUUCAUUCAAACUCCUGAGAAUGUCUUGUGAGUGUGACACUACGGUCUUAAAAGGUUCAACUGUUCAAAAUAUGUUCUUCCCCUUUUUUUUUUUUUUGGUGUCUGUAUGCGUUUGCUUUUUCUUUUAUCAGCUGUGUUGCUUGUUGAAGGACAGAAUGCUUACUUACCCAAAAAUAUCCAACAUGGCGGCGUCCAGAGAGGGCUCCCUCCCUGCCUAGUGAGGGUCUGACUUCAUCUCAUCCAGUCAGGGUUCUGGUUCUCCCCCCCCCCACCCCCACCCCCAGUACGUCCACAGUGUCGAUAGGAAGCAGGAGCGUGGUCUAGGUUUCCAGCUCUAGUAGGAUGCAUGUUAUGUUUCAUUCGUGUUGAGUCGCAUGAUAACUUAGGAAUGAGUAUUUGGGAUUCUGUUCAGACGACUAUAUGUGUGUUAGUCUGCAGCAGCUUCUGUUCGGCGCUUCAUUCACUUCCUUGUCUUUAUGACUGAACUUCCCGUUACCACAACCGCACAAAAAAAAAAAACCAGACUCAUCAAUACUUGAUCAAGUCUU
Molecule: messenger RNA, 5597 nt
Organism: Perca fluviatilis (European perch)
Lineage: Eukaryota; Metazoa; Chordata; Actinopteri; Perciformes; Percidae
Product: plasma membrane calcium-transporting ATPase 1-like
Exons: 22
Coding region: 797-4468 (1223 amino acids)
Biological process (GO): calcium ion transmembrane transport; regulation of cytosolic calcium ion concentration
Cellular component (GO): intracellular membrane-bounded organelle; membrane
Molecular function (GO): ATP hydrolysis activity; ATP binding; PDZ domain binding
Source: RefSeq, a predicted model, not a curated record